CCUCGCAUCUCCCCCAGAGCCGCACACUGACCAGCGCACAUUCGCCAACGACGAAUACGCACCGGGACAAACAGAUCGCAACGCAGCCUGCAUCUCCGGACGCCAGCCUCACACAAUUGCAGACAUGAACCCGCCGCCACCGCCACAGAGCCGAUUCGACUGGGAGACCGAGAUUGGAUGCAUCGAAGCCCUGGCCGCAGACACGGCAGAGGCUAUUUUGGAGCGAAGCCGCGCCAGCUCAGCGCUGGUAUCCACGAGCACACUUGACCACAAGGUCAAGACAAGCAUCCAGUCGAUAAAGUCGAAACUGCAGCAGCUCGAGCAGCAGCUGUCAGCAGCCGAGGAAACCGGGCAGUGGAGCAAGGACGAACUGAAGAGGUGGGAGGAGGCUGUGCUGGCCCAGAGCCGAGAAUGCGACAAACUAGAGGCACUGGCUGGCGAGUCCUCUGAGAGGAUGCAACUCCUCUCGAUGCCGGAGCCUCCUGCGGGCGGAUCAAGCAGCCGGAGUAAGGUCACUCGAUUUGCCGAGCCGCUGGUGAUCGAGGAUGCCUAUGAUGCGAGCAACUCGGAAAUGGUGCAGCUGCAACAGCGGAUCAUGCAAGACCAGGACUCUCACCUCGACCUGCUCAGCGAAAGCAUCCUGCGUCAAAAGGAUAUUGGCAUCAUGAUCAGCGACGAGCUCAACAUGCAUGUCCAGCUCCUGGAGGAGACUGAGCAGUCGGUUGACAACCAGAACAGAAAUCUCCGACAAGCCCAGCGGAGACUCAACGAGUUUGUCGCAUCGACGCCAGCGAGCACAAAAGGAUACAUGGUGAUUGCCGCCCUCCUGAUUAUUUUGGUCAUUGUAAUCCUCGCGCGACGGACAUGAGGAGCUGCUGGCCGGACCGGGUCGUCCGUUCUGCUUUUGCUGGCGCUGGAAUCUUCACAGCAUACGAUAAUACAUAAUUGCUGUAUACCGGA
Molecule: messenger RNA, 960 nt
Organism: Polychytrium aggregatum
Lineage: Eukaryota; Fungi; Chytridiomycota; Chytridiomycetes; Polychytriales
Exons: 7
Coding region: 125-868 (247 amino acids)
Biological process (GO): intracellular protein transport; endoplasmic reticulum to Golgi vesicle-mediated transport; vesicle fusion
Cellular component (GO): SNARE complex; endomembrane system; Golgi membrane
Molecular function (GO): SNARE binding; SNAP receptor activity
Source: RefSeq, a predicted model, not a curated record